UAGAGAAAAAAUAGGUUUUAUAAAGAGGAACGUUCAAGUCUGCGAGAGAAGGAAAAAAUGGUAGUACUGAGCGCGACGACGAUCGGAGCCCUAUUGGGUUUGGGUACUCAGAUGUACUCCAACGCUCUCCGCAAACUUCCCUACAUGCGCCAUCCGUGGGAGCACGUAUUGGGAAUGGGAUUGGGCGUUGUGUUCGUGAACCAGCUUGUGAAAUGGGAGGCUCAGGUUGAACAAGAUCUUGAUAAGAUGCUUGAGAAAGCUAAGGCCGCUAAUGAAAGACGUUACAUUGAUGGAGAUGACGAUUAGUGCAUGUCUUCAAGGAUUACAUUACAGCAGUUGGUGAAAAUAAUAAUUUAAUGCGUUGUACGUGUUACCUUUUGUUUUAUGGUUUCAUGUUGUUAUGUUUGUAAAGCUGUUGUGCUAUUUCCUGCUUAUCAGCUUAUUUUGUCAACAAGCUUCAGCGGGAGUUAAACUGUUAGACGAUGUUAUGGGCUUGUAGCUUCAUUAACAUUAUGAAUCAGUUGGAUAAAUU
Molecule: messenger RNA, 532 nt
Organism: Vicia villosa (hairy vetch)
Lineage: Eukaryota; Viridiplantae; Streptophyta; Magnoliopsida; Fabales; Fabaceae
Exons: 3
Coding region: 58-306 (82 amino acids)
Source: RefSeq, a predicted model, not a curated record